UCGGUCAGCUGAGACCCGCUCGUAUUCGUUCGAAACACAUUGAUCCAGUAAACCGGUGGCGGCCACGUCGCGUCAAUCUAAAGUGUUUCAAAGUGCCUUCGUUUCGUCGUUUCAAAUUUACCCCUUCUGCAUUUACCCCAAGGACAAACCCCAACCUCAAAGGAAUUUUGUGCUUAAUUACCAACCACGCAGAAAACAUAAAAUCGGCUUAAAAGUCGAACGGAAACUGCACAAUUAACGAAACGAGAAAUCGCAGCUGAGAUGCAGCCAAUCUCGUCCCUAAGGCGCCGACAGAGAGUACAUCGGAUAAAGAGGAUAAUGCGUGUGUUGAAAUAAAGAAUUGAACUUUUCGUUCGAUACUGCAGUCCUUGUUUGGGGACAUUAGUUGGUGAAUAAUAAUCAAUACCUUCGUUAGAAACUGUGUCUAAAGACUGUGAAAGAAGAACUGAUAAGGAAUUAAGUGUGCAGUGAUUUUGCGUCAAAAUUUCGUUUAUGCAAUCGCGAUCUCGGAGAAGCAUCUGACCUUAUCGAGAGCGAGGACAGAGCAUUGAACGAGGAAAUCAGAACGUUUUUAAUCUUAAGAUUCAGUAUCUUUCGAUGGACGAUUUCCCGAGCUAACUGAACGUGCAUCAACCCAUACACGUCACACAGCAAACUUCAAAUAAAACUUAAGGAUAAUGCGAAACUUGGAAAGGUUAUCGGGCAGCGACCAAGACUGCGUCGAUCAGGAGAUGUACAUCGACGACGACGCCUCCGUGGAUUCUCUUACAGGAAAACGCGGUCGCCAUCAUGUCGUCGGGACAGAGGUGGGCGAGGAAAGUGACAGUAGCGGGAGCGAAAGAAGCCCGAAGCAGGCGAAGAGACGAAAUCGGGGUGCUCCACCCACGACGAGGAGAAGAAAAAGUGGGAUUUCUGCGAGGGAGAGAAAUCUUCGGAGGCUGGAAAGCAACGAGAGGGAAAGAAUGAGAAUGCAUUCCCUAAACGAUGCUUUCGAGCAACUGAGGGAAGUGAUACCACAUGUGAAAAUGGAGAGGAAACUCAGUAAAAUCGAAACACUGACGUUGGCUAAGAAUUACAUAAUGGCGCUAACGAACGUCAUAUGCGAGAUGCGUGGAGAGGAACAACCAUAUACAUUCGUCGACGGAGAAUGUGGUUCCAAUAGUGGUGAUAGUACGGGCCAACUGGAGCUAAGUGGUGGCGAGCAGCCAGAAGAAGCCUCUCCAGCCUCGAUUCACGAAACGAAUAACAACAACUUGUUGCACGAGGACUUAGAACGUAGGAUACCAUAAAUUUCGUCUUCCUCUUGAAGGAGUUUGGGAGCAAAUUCGCAAGGGGUUCACGACACAAUCAGUCCAAUCAGUAUCAACCCACCUCGAACAGUGUUCCUUCCAAAAACAAAAAAGAGAAAGAUGCUGAUUGCAAAAGAGAAAAGGAAGCCCGGUAUUUAAUUGGUCCUGCGAAUCGAUAACCUCUGAUUGACUGAUCUCUCCAAACCCCCAAACCGAGACACAAUCAUAUAUGCCAUCGUAGUUGCCGUUUCGAUACUACAAACAUUUUUAUCGAGUCAUCUCCAACACGCCAGGUUGUCCCCUCGAGAAAUAGAGACAGUGGAUAAACGAAUUUUCAAUGAUACGAAAAAGCUACGAGAAAAAACAGAAAAGACAAAAAAAAAUGAUUAGCGAAGAGAAAAACUGUGCUGGGAUGGAGAUAAGUGUGAUAUGUGAGUAACGAUAAGCAUUGGAGAUCGAAAUUCGGUGCGGGUGUUAAAAAUGGCCUCGACUGGUCGCUUUGCAUCUCAAGGACGAGGACGAUAGUGCGCAUGAUAAAAGUAGCGAUAGACAGCGAACUUCGAUGUCGGCCUCAAACGCGAAACUGUGAUAGAACCUCGUUAUAAGAGAGUCGUUUGCAUGCUAUAGUGAGAAGAAAAGCGCGCCAUUUCGUUUUCCUCGGUGGAAACGAAAAAAAAAAUCCUGUAGCAGCGAGAUUCUUCGCGAGGUGUCAACGAAUCUUUUGAAGAAAGAAGAGAAAAGGAGAUAAAUGUACUGCGGCCGAAAGCGGGUGAAUGCACGGUUGUCUGGUUUUCAAUUUUCCUUUAAUAUUUUGUUUUAGAAAAUCAUUUCAAAUUUGUACACCAUUAAAAAUACAAAGAUUGUGAAAACCUUUAGAGUAGCAACUUUAAAGUUCACCAGUCACACUAGGAAUUAUGAGUAAUAUCAAUGAUUGAUGUGUCCAUUGAUAUGAAAGAUUAUAAAGUCAGAAUACAAAGGAAUUCUUCAAUUUAAGAAUUCAUAGCUUCCAGACAAGCUGUCGUAGAUCCUUGUCUCCACUUUCAUCAAAUAUUGAGAACGGAAGCUUGAGACGUGGAGAAUAAAAUAAUUAUCUUGAAAAGUCUGUAAAGGAAAUUGCAAAACUAGAAGUUCCUUCCUGGCGGCUGAGACGAUCGAUCGCGAGAGGGUUGCAACCCUCUCAGACUCGCAACCAGUCGGAAGGGGCCGGAGUUGAGAUCUAAUAAUUUAGGAUGGGCUAUAAUUUAGGAUAUUUCAAAGCCUCGGUUUCGUGUGAUAAAUUCAAAAUAGUGUCAAUAGUAACAUAAAUUUUAAAAAAUAGCAGCCAAAUAGUGUCAUCCAAUUUUUUAAAUAUGAAAUCUGGGGGUUAAGUAUUUUUUAAUCUAGUAUUAGAUCCAGGGAUUCUUGUAAAAUAUAUUGAUAACUUCAAAAUUGUUUAACAUCCGUCAAUCUUUUCAACUCACUUGAAAUCUUAUCAGCCUGGACAGAUUUUUAAAAUCCUUCCUUUUUUUUAAUGCAACCAAAUUCUUUGAAAACUAUUUAACAAAUGUUAAUCCCAUUAAAUUCCUUUGAAUCUUUGAAAAUACCCUAAACUCUUAAAAAUACUUAAAAAUCCCCUGAAUUCAAUGGAGUCCCUGAAAUCCGUAGAAAUGUUUAGUAGUCGUGAACAUUCUAUUGAAAUUUCAUUUCAUUUACUUCCGCAACUUUUCCAGAAAUCCGUUUGAAUCCCUUGCAAUCUUUUAAAUGUUAUUCAUAUCAUGGACACCUUUUUAGAACCCUUUGAUAUUUUCUGAAAUUCUUUUAAAAACCUUUAAAAAAUUGUAAUCUUGUUAAAUAUCUUCGAAUCUUUUUAAAUUCCCUAAACUUUUAAAAAUCCUUUGAAAUCCCAUAAAAUCUAUGAAAUCCCUAAAAUGCGUAGAUAACCCUAGAAGUCCCGUGAAAUUUUAUUUCAUUUAUUUCCUUAACUUUCUAGAAAUCCGUUUGAAUUCGUUGAAAUCUUUUAAAUGACAUUGAUAUCCUGGAAACCUUUUUAAACUCUUUGGUAUUUUUUUAAAUUCUUUUAAAACACCGUUAGAAAUUUUAUAUCUCGUCAAAUACCUCAUAAUCUUUUAAAAUGCCCUAAACUCUUUCAAAUCCCUUGAAAUUCCCUGAAAGUCUCUGAAAUCCCUAAAAUCUAUACAAAUUCCCAAAAGUCCAUUGAAUUUUCAUUUCAUGUAUUGCCUAAAUCCAUUUGAAUCCCUUAAAAUAUUUUUAAUAGAAUUGAUAUCACGAAUGGCUUUCUAAAGUUCUUUGAUAUUUCCUCAAAUCCUAAUUCUUUGAAAACUUAAAAGAUCUAAAAUCACUUUAAAUUCCUCGCAAUCUUUUAAAAUAUCCUAAACUCUUCAAAAUCCUUUGAAAUCCAUUGAAAUGUAUAAAAUACAUUGAAUCUUAUUAAAUCCCUAGUAAUUCCACAAAAAUCAAGUCAAAUUCCAUAAAGUAUCUAAAAAUUUGUAAGAUCAUCUAAAAUUACUUCAAAAACGAUGAAAUUUUUGAAAUCCUCUGAAAUCCCAUAAAAUCUGAUGUUAUUACUAUUAUAAAGCCCCUUUAUUGAAUUCUGUUGAAAUCCGUGGAAAACUCUUCAAAUCUUUUAAACCUCUUAAUAUCUUUUUAAUUUCUUAAAAUCUUUGGUACCCUUUUCAAAUUCCUAAAAAAAAUUUUAAUCUCAAGAAAUUUCUUGGAAUCUUGUGAAAUGCCUUAAAAUAUUUCAAAUCCUUUGAAAUCCAUUGCAAUUUUUUAAAUCUUUUAACUCCAUGGAGAUCCUACAAAUUCACGUAGGUCUGAUAAAAUUCCUACAAAUUACCUCGAAAUAUUUUUAAAUCACGUAAACUACUUUUUAAUUUGUGAUAUCUCUUCUUCUAAAAUUUUAAAAUCAGAUGAAACAUUCUCAAAUCUUUCAAAAUCCCUUUAAAAAACCAUUAAAUGCUUUCAAAUCCCUGAAUUAGUUAAAAAAUGUUAAACCCCUUUGAAAUAUUUUGAGAUCUCGUGAGACUUUUAGAGAUCUCUUCAAAAUUGUAUUAAAGUUUAUUUUUUCUCAUUUUUGAAAUCAAAAUUAAAUAUGUUAUCUUAGCUAAAUUAGCACAAAAGUUUGAGUGAAAAAAUAUUUGCAUUAUCCAGAAAUUUAAGGAAAAAGUACCAAUAGUGUUUUUUUCAAAAUAGUAGCAAAAUUGUUUUAAAAAAGUAUCAAAAAGCGUCAAUAGUAAAUUAGGAGACUUUGAUAAAACUGCAAAAUGAAAUCGAAAGCAUGACUCCCAAAGUCAUAAAUGUUGAAUUUCACAUAUUUCAACAUUUUCAUUAAAAAAUUUUACAAUAUUGUUUGGAAAUUAUUUAUUUUGAAGAAUUUAACUUAUGUACAUUUUCUAGAAUAUAAUUUAAAAAAUUAUUUUCUUUAAAGUUUGAAGUCGUUUCACUUUUCAGUGCUUUAAAAGUUAAAAUUCUUCAAUUAAAAAAGUUUCUAAUUUAAAAUUGUACAUUUACGACAACAUUCAGAUUGAAGUUUGAAUAUCGACAAAUUUUAACAUUUCAAUUUUAUAUCGUACAAUUUUAAAAUUACAGUUACAACAAUUUGAACAAUGAAAGUUUUUAUUUAAAGAUUUUAAAACUAGAAUCAUUUCUUAAAAAUCUUGAUUCUAGAAGGGACUUCUAAAUUUUUAAUUAGUAAUUAAAGUCUUCCUAAUUAAGCCUUGACGCUUUCCGUUAUUAAUUUGCAAUUUUCCAAACCUAUUUUUACAUUUUCGGACAAAUGUCUCAAAUAAUAAAAAAAAUUAAUUUAAAGGAAAAUUGAAAACUCAAAUACUCAGCGAGAGACUCGAGAAGUUUCUUUGGUAUCAGGACUACGCGUUAGAGGGUAAAAAAAUGUUGCUCGGCAGCUAAAACUGCUUCUUUUCGCCACCAAGGAAAUGUUGCCAAUCCGUUUAUUGACGCAGCGAAUACAUCGACUUUUUAGGAUAAUUUCAUCAAUUAGCAUAAUAGGAUACAAGCCAUAAGUCGCUCGCUGAUUUGAGAAAGACGAUUUUCUCAGUAGCGAUUCUUAAUUGCGAUCACACGAGAAAUAGGGACCAAAUUGUUAUUGUUUGUUUGAUUGUUCUUAUAUAUCUAUAUAUUUUUUUUUAGUUACCAGACGAGUGAAGUGUGUAAAAAUUAUUAGGCCUUAAAUUUUCUCGAGUUACCAGACGCAACAUCUUAUAGAUUAUGUUUCGAACGAUAAUUGCCGCUCGGUAAAAUAGUGUGAAAUGACGAAUCAAAAGCAAGCAAAAGAGAACGGUCAGGAGUGAAAUUUAUUGACGUACCUACUAUGUAUUUUUUAUAUGUGUAAUGUGUAUUUUAAUUGUGUGUUACGAAAAUAUUCUGGCAAUGAUAAAAAAACGGUCGUUUCGUUUUUUUGAGAGUUUGUGAAUAUCCAGUGGGAAAUUAUCAAGACUCACGAUUGACGCAACAUUGAACCAGUACUGACUGCCAAUAUGAUAAAUAUAAAAAAUAGAAUAAAAAUUAUCAAUAAUAAAUUAUUGACACUAACUUAAAAUUAAUAUAAAAAAAAUUGUUUUAUUGGCAAGGAGUGGAUCAGAGCCAUUUUAAAGUGUGCUGAUGAACGCAGCUUUGUUCUCACAUGCGGAGAUCCCGAUUAAGCCAACGAAAAGCGUGCGCGCGCACGCGGCCCGCAGGGAAGGGGUCGCAUGUUGCUGGCGUGCGCACGCCACUUGCCGCCGGUCUAACCGGGAUCUCAGAAUGCGAGUCUCUAAUUCGCUACCUAUUUAUUGGCGAUUGUAUUUUGCCAACUCUGGAUUCAAUAUUGGUCCGAUAUUGGCAAGUCGGGUCUUGGCAUGGGCAUUAAUACCCCAAAUUUUUCCUCACUGGAUAAAAGUGUACACUAUGCCUUUACACGCGGAAAAUAAAUAUUUCCAUUUGAUAUUAAAAUAAAUAAAAGUUUGGUUCACCUUCUGUUUGUUCUGAAAGCUAUCUAAUUCUAUGAGAAGAGAAAUUAGAAAAUUGGAAAGUAUUGGAAAGUGUGAUUAAGUAAAAAAAAUAAAUUAAUUGACAAAUGGGAAAUUUUCCGCGUGAGAGGCGAGUGAAAAAGGCAAUUUUGUACACAAGUCAGUGUCACAGAAGCGAUGCUGUGUUACCACUAAUCGCAUGCGAAAUAGUUAUUAUAAAUGUUGCUUGUACCGCCAACAAUGCUUUGCUGGCAUUGCACACAUUUAACUGCUUUCAAAGGAAUACUAGCAGAGUCAACUGAACAUUCCAGAAUAAGUGUAUGGCCUAUUCUACUGUAUAUAUUUCUACUCUUACGACUCUCUUCGAAUCUUAAACAAAUUAACAACUGCUCGAAUUUAAUGUUUUCUCGACCACGAUACUUACUUAAAAUACGAAUAUUUUUUACGCAAUUCACGAAUAGUUAGUCAUUGAUUAUGGCAGAACCUUAAUUUACACUAUGGCGCCUCAUGAAAUCCUUUUAUUUUUAAUUUUCUGAAUUAUUGACUCAGAAAUUUCUUCAUUUUUGGCGAGAAAAUUAUUCUCUAUUUUUUGAAGAUUAAAAAAUAUAUAUCGAGCGGUCGCUAUGAAGAUUUUUAUGACAAAAAUUUGACACCAUUAACGUCAAAUUGAUCCCUAAUUUAUUUUUUUAAAUUAUGAAAUUUUUAGAAAAUAUUACUUAUUUUACUGGCAACAAUUUCUACUAUUCCAGAAAAAUUUUAGGAAUACUUGU
This is a messenger RNA of Belonocnema kinseyi, 7023 nucleotides long. Its product is annotated as protein dimmed-like. Gene Ontology annotation, molecular function: protein dimerization activity. The record is from RefSeq and is a predicted model, not a curated record. The transcript is spliced from 6 exons. NCBI's taxonomy places the organism in Eukaryota, Metazoa, Arthropoda, Insecta, Hymenoptera, Cynipidae. The coding region runs from base 678 to 1289 and encodes 203 amino acids.